AUGGACCCCCGAGAACGCUGUCACAAAGUACUCUGCACCAUUCCCCUGUUGCGAGAGAUAUGUGUUCUCCAUAAUCUCGGCUCUCUCAUGUCUGUAUUUGCUCCGUUGGAGAUGUUGCAAGAUAUACCCAGAAAAAGCCCGGUCACGGUAUCCAGCGAACCUGGUCUUGGCCUAGGUAAAAAGGUUACAGAUCUUGAUGAUCCAGUUUCCAGAGCAAACUUCCGUGUGCUUCUUAUAAGGCCGGCAGAGGUUGAACGUCUACACUUUGCCGAUCAGGAAGAUGGCAAGAGAUGGAGUUGGAAGUUAACGGGAGGUAGCUGUGAUGAGGAUGCUGAAUGGCAUAAUUUGUACACAAUAGUCUGGAAAGAACAUUGUUCUAUCGCUGCUCCUGAAUCUGGUCACAGUUUCGUAACGAAUCGUAACUGA
Messenger RNA from Penicillium bovifimosum, 426 nucleotides. RefSeq lists its product as uncharacterized. The transcript has 2 exons. Bases 1 to 426 code for a protein of 141 amino acids. The record is from RefSeq and is a predicted model, not a curated record. Lineage: Eukaryota; Fungi; Ascomycota; Eurotiomycetes; Eurotiales; Aspergillaceae.